CCCUAUCUUAACGAUUAGUUUAUUUCUUUUUAAAGGCAGGAUAGGCGAAGAGUCCCGUCCUUAAUUAGAGUAGUCCAUGUACUACUGCAACGGAAACAUUGCAGCUUAUGUCAGUUCUAUCGGGUUCUUACUCAACAGCCAUGUCUACGAAAGAAAGACAUUCUAGGAUUAAAAAUAUUUUAACUGAAAUUAGGAGAGAAAAACCUUUAGGGAAGUGCCCCUUAUUUAAAAUGUCACUUACAUUUCGUUCAUUUGUUUGGUCUCCCUCAAUUGAUUCAAUAUAUUCCUUCAGUACUGAACAAAAGUUACGAAAACCGGAAAAACCAUUGCAAAAACAGGGUAGUGUUCUUGUGUCAAAGAAACCUUUACUUAGGUCACACAGUUUUACUUCUUUGAAAUCGACUACUGAGAAUUUUAAAAUUCCAUCCAUAGACUGUGUUGAUAAAUCAUCAAUUAUUAUCCCUGUGAAGACUGAAAGAAAAGACAAAAUAAGGUUGAAUGUGUUAUCAAAUGUUGCAAACACUGCCAUAAAAAUUAAGUCCCAAAUUAGAGCUUCACAACAGGGUGACUUAGCAACACAACGGAGUCAUAAAUUAGGAGUUGUCCCAAAAUAUUUAACCAGCAGGAAAGCUCAAUGGGCACAAAUGGAGGAAGAAAAGUUGAAAAAUUUGCCAGAUCCAGAUUGUCCGAUUGGACAUGUAAUGAUGCCUGAGUCGGAGAGAAUUGAAACAUUGAAUAGACUUCAACAAAGUCAAAUUGAUCUCAAUGAAGAAUUUAAUUGCCUUCCACUAAGUAAGGAUAGUUUAAAAAUUCGACAGAGAAAAGAGGAUAUUGAAAAGCAACUUACUAAAGUUGAAGAAGGAAUUAGAGUACUUUCAAAACCUAAAGUGUUUGUAAGAAUAGAUAUUUAAAAUGCAUGACACCUUUUGCAUGUCUUAUAGAUAAUUAAAAAUAAAGGAGUUCAUUUUGUAUAAUUUA
This is a messenger RNA of Daphnia pulicaria, 978 nucleotides long. Its product is annotated as enkurin domain-containing protein 1-like. Lineage: Eukaryota; Metazoa; Arthropoda; Branchiopoda; Diplostraca; Daphniidae. The transcript is spliced from 4 exons. Gene Ontology annotation, cellular component: cytoplasmic microtubule. The coding region runs from base 108 to 911 and encodes 267 amino acids. The record is from RefSeq and is a predicted model, not a curated record.